AUGGAUCCAGGUAGCUCGGCCCACGUAAUUAGAUCUACGGUGGUAGAACAGCUCGGAUUACUCGAUCAGGUCAUACCUACCUCCCGAAUCUUCAACGGCUUCAAUAUGGCCGGCGAAGCAACAGAAGGAGAGAUCACCCUCCCGGUUAACAUAUCCAAUGCAGUUCAAGAUACCAGAUUCCACGUCAUUAAAGGUGACGCGAGGUACAAUGCCUUGCUCGGUAGGCCAUGGAUACAUAACAUGAAGGCGGUACUAUCGACCCUGCAUCAGAUGAUGAAGUUUCCAAUAAAGGACGGAAUAAAGACAGUGUAUGGAGAGCAACAUGCGGUGAAAGAAAUAUUCGCGGUCCAUGAAGAGGUACCGAAUUCUGUACACUCCACCUCAGAAGAGUUGGAAAGCCAACAAACCCCCGAGGAUGAUGAAGAGGAUUUCCUCGCUCCCAGAACCUUCAUUGCCCCCGAAGAAUCGGAUGCAACAAAGUCGACUAUUGAAGAACUGGAGUAA
Messenger RNA from Nicotiana attenuata, 504 nucleotides. RefSeq lists its product as uncharacterized. The record is from RefSeq and is a predicted model, not a curated record. The transcript has a single exon. NCBI's taxonomy places the organism in Eukaryota, Viridiplantae, Streptophyta, Magnoliopsida, Solanales, Solanaceae. The coding region runs from base 1 to 504 and encodes 167 amino acids.